This is a messenger RNA of Aspergillus affinis, 1077 nucleotides long. RefSeq names its product NAD(P)-dependent alcohol dehydrogenase. The record is from RefSeq and is a predicted model, not a curated record. Lineage: Eukaryota; Fungi; Ascomycota; Eurotiomycetes; Eurotiales; Aspergillaceae. Gene Ontology annotation, biological process: D-sorbitol catabolic process. The transcript has 3 exons. The coding region runs from base 1 to 1077 and encodes 358 amino acids. Gene Ontology annotation, molecular function: zinc ion binding; L-iditol 2-dehydrogenase (NAD+) activity.
AUGGACAUCACCACCCGCAAACCACAGAACCUCGCCAUUCACACGAGCCCCAAGAACGACCUCCGUCUCGUGGAAUCAGAGAUCCCUUCUAUCAAACCAGAUGAAUGUCUUAUCCACGUCCGCGCCACGGGCAUUUGUGGCUCCGACGUCCAUUUCUGGAAACACGGUCGUAUCGGACCCAUGAUCGUGACGGGGGACAAUGGACUCGGACACGAGAGUGCAGGCGUCGUGCUGAAAGUAGGCGAGGAGGUGAAGAACUUUAAACUUGGUGAUAAAGUGGCCCUCGAGUGCGGCAUUCCGUGCUCCAAAGCUUCCUGCUCCUUCUGUCGGAGCGGUCAAUACAACGCCUGUCCAGACGUGGUGUUCUUCUCCACCCCUCCUCACCAUGGUACUCUGCGCCGAUACCACGCGCACCCAGAAGCUUGGCUUCACAAGCUCCCAGAACACCUAUCUUUCGAAGAAGGUGCACUGUUGGAGCCACUCACUGUUGCGUUGGCGGGUGUGGAUCGCUCGGGUUUGCGCCUUGCUGAUCCAGUCGUGAUCUGCGGCGCCGGGCCGAUCGGUCUGGUGACACUGUUGGCGGCAAAUGCGGCGGGCGCGGAGCCGAUUGUUAUUACAGAUGUUGAUGAGAAUCGGUUGCAGAAGGCGAAAGAAUUAGUAGGUAGGGUGAGGACAGUGAAGGUUGAGAUUGGUGAGACGGCGCAGGCCGUGGGCGAGAGGAUUGUGCAGGUGUUGGGCACGGAGGCGAAGUUAGUGAUGGAGUGCACCGGGGUAGAGAGCAGUAUGCAGGCGGGCAUUUAUGCAACGCGCUUCGGAGGCACCGUUUUCGUGAUCGGAGUGGGCAAAGACUUCCAGAACAUACCAUUUGGGCAUAUGGCAGCCAAAGAGAUUGAUCUGAGAUUCCAGUACCGGUAUCAUGAUAUCUAUCCGAAGGCGAUUAGCCUGGUGGCGACGGGGAUGGUGGAUUUGAAGCCGUUGGUCUCACAUCGAUUUGCGCUGGAAGAUGGGAUCAAAGCAUUUGAUACGGCGAGCAAUCCGCAGGCGAAGGCCAUAAAAGUUCAGGUUGUUGAUGAAUAG